AUGCCGCCAUCCCCCUGGAAGGCGCGGAGCUGCCGGGUGCUGGCCCAGAGGAAUCCCAGCGUGGCCCCUGUGGGUGUCUGGGUGGAGAGUGCCCCGGAGGGCCCGGAGCAGAGCUUGGCCUUUGCUUCAGCCUUUCAGGUGGAGGAGGAGCUGAAGGAGCAGCAGCAGCAGAAGGCAGCCAGGCUGAAGAGAUUCCAGGGCGAGGUGAAGCAGAGGGUGAACCAGCAGGUCAGGAUGAGAAGGAAGCUGCAGCUGCAGAGGUCCUGUGAAGCAGCAGAGCGGGAGAGCUGUGUGGCUGUGCAGUACUCGGGCUCCACACUGCGCUGGACCAGGAUGAACACGUGCCUCUUUCGGAGCCAUCCCACAUCCACCAUUGGCAUUCCCAGUGCUCCUCGUGCCAUCCCGGUGCCACAGCAAGGGGAGCAGGACGAGCCGUUCCAGCAGCACGCUGCCGAGGAACCAGACUCUUGCAGGGUGCCUGCAGAAGAUGAGAGUGAGGAGCUGCUGCUGGCAGGACAACAGGAUCUUGCAGCUGAACUGCCAGGCCAGGAGACAUCCCCGCCUCAGGCUGAGCAAGAUGACAACUUCUACAUCAAAAUUGAGUUCAACAAGUUCCGUGAUGGACCAGUGAAGGAGUGGAGCUCGCCUGAGCCACCCCAGGGGUUUCACACUGAUCACCGUGUCCCCCUCAUCCUCUGGCCUGGGGCAGACCAAGAGGAAACCAAGAAGCAGCGGCAGGACGAAUACCUGCGGUACAGGCGCCUCUUCAUGAGCAUCGAGCGAGAGCAAGUGAAGGAGCAGCAGAGGCAGAAAGAGAGGCAGAAGAGAAUCACCAGGAUUAAGAGCAAGAAGGAGAAGCAGCGCCGGGCAGCAGAACAGAAGAUGCAGGAGGUGGCUGAGCAGCAGGAACCCUCUUUAGGUGAGGCAGCCUCUGAGAGCCUGGCCCAGCUUCAACUGGAGGAGAGGAGAGCGAGGAAGGUGAAGGAGAAACAGCAGCGAGAUAAGGAGUCCAUGAGGUACAUGGAAGCUCUCAGAGCCCAGGUGAGGGAGAAGAUCAAACUCUCCAACAUUGACUUGCCCCCACUGUGCUCCUGUGGGUCUGAUUUCUGGGAUUCCCACCCAGAUACCUGUGCCAACAACUGUGUCUUCUACAGAAACCACCAAGCCUACAGCCGUGCUCUGCGAUCCCUCAUCUCAUCCUGGGAGCCCCUGCAUGGGAGCCCCUCGACCACGCUCCAGCUCCGAGGCCUGGCCAUGCUCUGCACUCGCUCCAGGAGGCAUCUGUGA
Molecule: messenger RNA, 1287 nt
Organism: Nestor notabilis (Kea)
Lineage: Eukaryota; Metazoa; Chordata; Aves; Psittaciformes; Psittacidae
Gene: CCDC15
Product: coiled-coil domain containing 15
Exons: 9
Coding region: 1-1287 (428 amino acids)
Cellular component (GO): centrosome
Source: RefSeq, a predicted model, not a curated record